This is a messenger RNA of Hippoglossus stenolepis (Pacific halibut), 1617 nucleotides long. It is a transcript of the gene yeats4, whose product is annotated as YEATS domain containing 4. The transcript has 7 exons. The coding region runs from base 467 to 1411 and encodes 314 amino acids. The record is from RefSeq and is a predicted model, not a curated record. Lineage: Eukaryota; Metazoa; Chordata; Actinopteri; Pleuronectiformes; Pleuronectidae. Gene Ontology annotation, biological process: regulation of DNA-templated transcription.
CUGAAACAAGAAAUUCUGACAUCUCGUAUUCUGGAAACCGUUUACUUUAGUUUUAAUAGUUUUAAUGUUAUAUUGUUCAAAUUGGCUGUUCUGCGUCAAAAUCAUCCAAAUCAAAUCAACACUUGAUAUUAAAAACUAAAUUAAAAUUCCUUAGGCGAACCCGGAACCUUCGUGUCACACUCUAGUCAGACAUUUAAAUUCGUUAAAUGUGACGCUUGUUUGCACAUAACCUGUUUCCACGAGGAUCAUUUUGAUAUUUGACUAAACCAGCAAAUAAUAUAAACUUAACACGUUAUAAUUCAAAACACGGGUGCAGCUGCCCGGAACUUAGGCGUCUGUGUCACACUCCUAUCGGACACCUAAACGCGUUACUCUUGUGACUUCCGGCGCUUGUUUCUGUCAAUUUGAAGAGAACUUGUUCCCAUAAGAAGAAUAUUUAAAUCCUGUUGUUUGACCAAACCAGAAAAUGACCCAAAUGAUUUUAUUUAUUAAAAAUCAACACAUUUAUAGUAGUUCGGCGUCAUUAUCCGGAACCUUAAGUGUGCCACAUCCCUAUCGGACAACUAAAAGCGUUACUCUUCUGACUUCCGGCGCUUGUUGGACUGUCUCUUCGAAUCAAGAUUGUGGAUUCUGGUGUUUAAAUGGCAGAACUAUUAAAAGCGGAGUCACGCUGUUUGUCCAGAAGAACUCUCUAGAGGGAUCUCCAGGAUUUAGGUCUCUUCUCUGUACUAUGUUCAAAAAGAUGAGUGAAUUUGGUCCAGAUUCCGGGGGGAGAGUGAAGGGAGUGACGAUCGUGAAACCCAUCGUGUUCGGGAACGUCGCCCGCUACUUCGGGAAGAAGAGGGAGGAGGAUGGACACACGCACCAGUGGUCUGUGUACGUGAAGCCCUACAGGAACGAGGAUAUGUCGGCGUACGUCAAGAAGAUCCAGUUCAAGCUGCAUGAGAGCUAUGGUAACCCACUGAGAGUGGUGACGAAGCCUCCAUAUGAGAUCACCGAGACGGGCUGGGGCGAGUUCGAGAUCAUCAUCAAGAUCUUCUUCAUCGACCCCAACGAGAGAGCUGUGACUCUGUACCAUCUAUUGAAGCUGUUCCAGUCAGACUCCAGUGCCAUGCCCAAGAAGACGGUUGUCUCUGAGUUUUAUGAUGAAAUGAUCUUCCAGGAUCCUACAGCCAUGAUGCAGCAGCUCCUGACCACAUCAAGACAACUCACGCUGGGAGCAUACAAGCACGAGACAGAGUUCAGUGAGCUGGAGCAGAAGACCAAGGAGAAGAUGGACACGGCGAAGAAACGAACCAGUCAGGAGAUCGCAGAGCUGAAGGACAAACUAAAAGCCAGCAGAGAAAACAUCAACCACCUGAAGGCGGAGAUCAGGAAGCUGGAGGAGGACGGAGACCACAAGGACCACUGAAAAAAUGGACAAAUGUGAAUGAGGGCUCGUGGUUUCAUCUGUAAUUUUAAAGAAAUGAUGCAUUGUUUUGAAAUUUUCUGAUUCGUUUAUGAUUAUUUACCAAAAAUCUUCUGUUUUGAAACAAGGCUUUGGUAUUCAAUGUGAAUAGUGGUGUGUUUUUUUACUGAACCUGUCAUUUUCUAUGUAAAGUAAAUAUGUUUACAAUA